CAACUCAAACCCCUCCUUUGCCACCAACAUCUCUCCAAGCUUACACAACAAAGCUAUAAGCUCCAAGAAUACACACACACACACACAUUUAUAUAUACGCAUAUUUCAUCAUACACUUAGUAGCAAUAUAUACAUAUUAUAUCACAUAUAUAUAUAUAUAUAUCAUGUCAGGAGUUUGGGUGUUCAAGAACGGCGUGGUUCGGCUAGACCCGGGGCUAGAUGGACGGCGGAAGGUGCUGGUCCACACGCCGAGCAACGAGGUUAUAACGUCGUACGCGGUGCUGGAGCACAAACUGUCGUCGUUGGGGUGGGAGCGGUACUACGACGACCCGGAACUCCUCCAGUUCCACAAGCGCUCAACCGUCCACCUUAUCUCUCUCCCCAAGGACUUCGGCCGCUUCAAGUCCAUGCACAUGUACGACAUCGUCGUCAAGAACCGUAACGUCUUUGAAGUCAGGGACACCUAGCAAACAACUUCUAAUCAUGCGUUUCCGUUUGUUGUUAAUUCGUGUGCCGUACAAUUGGUGUGUUAUUUAAUUUGCUGAUCUUGUGUUUGUUUAAUUUGUUUUUUUAACUCUUUUUUUUUUUUUUGAGUUUUGGUUUAGUUUGUUUCUUUUCUUGAUUUGGGUGUUUGGAUAAUUCAUGAGUGUGAAGAUUACGUAGGUUCAAGUGUGAAGUGUACUCAUGUGAGGGUUUGAGGCUAUAAUAAUUUAGAUUAGAGAAGCUAAAGUACAGCUAGUAUUUGUUGAGGUCAUGGUGUGUGUGAUAUAUAUUCAUAUAUGGUUUAUGUUAUGAUCUCAUGGAUGUAUAAAUAAUAUUGUAUCAUUAAUCGUGAAAUUAUAUUGGGUUUCUUCUC
Morus notabilis is the source of this 856-nucleotide messenger RNA. RefSeq names its product flowering-promoting factor 1-like protein 3. The record is from RefSeq and is a predicted model, not a curated record. Lineage: Eukaryota; Viridiplantae; Streptophyta; Magnoliopsida; Rosales; Moraceae. Bases 165 to 467 code for a protein of 100 amino acids. Gene Ontology annotation, biological process: regulation of flower development. The transcript has a single exon.